Messenger RNA from Plutella xylostella (diamondback moth), 1438 nucleotides. RefSeq lists its product as uncharacterized. Lineage: Eukaryota; Metazoa; Arthropoda; Insecta; Lepidoptera; Plutellidae. The record is from RefSeq and is a predicted model, not a curated record.
CUCUGCCUCUCUGCACGACAGUCCACGACCAGAUAGAGCCGAGAGGGACACCAGGUCCUACCUCCACACAUCAUGGUUUCGUUCUUAACUCUCAGCUGUGUGUUCCUGGCGUCACUAGGAGCGAGCUUCGCUACUUUUGGUCACGAACAUGUCCACAUCCGUAUCCACAUCCCUGAGGAGCACCACGAGCCGAAGCACAUCCACCACGAGGAGCACCACGACCACGGACCCCCGAGCUACGGACCCCCCAGCUAUGGACCCCCUAGCUUCGGAGGAGGCGGCGGCCACGGGGGCGGCCAUGGAGGUGGCCACGGGGGCAGCUUCGUCGAGCAUCUGCACGGAGGAUUCAUCGACCAUCUGAAGGGCCAUGGAGGAGGCGGGCACGGCCAUGACGACCACGGCCACGGCGGCGGCGGAUUCGACCUUGGAGGCGGCCAUGGAGGAGACAGCUACAGCAUUGGAGGAGGCGGCGGCCAUGGCCACGGCGGCGGUGAUAGCUACAGUAUCGGAGGCCACGGCGGUGGUGGACAUGGAGGAGACAGCUACAGCUUAGGUGGAGGAGGCGGACACGGCGGCGGCGGCCAUGACUUCGGCGGUGGACUCGGCGGAGGCUUUGGCGGGGGCCACGGCGGCGGUGGAUUCUCCUCCGGCGGACACGACAGCUACAGCGUCGGCGGAGGCGGCCACGACAGUCACAGCAUUGGAGGAGGCCAUGACAGCCACAGCUCCGGCGGCGGACUCGGCAGCUACGGCGGCAGCUCGUUCUCUGGACAUGACAGUUUCGGAGGUGGUCACAGCUCAGGAGGCUUUGGAGGAGACAGUUACAGCUUGGGUGGUGGAGGAGGCCAUGAUCAUGGCAGUGACAGUUUUGGAGGAGGCCAUGGCGGCUCCAGCUUCGGAGGCAGCAGUCAUGGAGGUGACAGCUACAGCCUCGGCGGAGGCGGCGGGCACGGCGGAGACAGCUACAGCAUUGGAGGAGGCCACGGAGGCCACAGCGGUGGGUUUGGCGGCGGCCACGGCAGCAGCAGCUUCGGAGGAGGCGACAGUUACAGUUUGAGCCACUCGAGUCACUCCAGCCAUGGCGGUGACAGCUACAGCGUGCCUUUCUCUGGAGGACACGGGAGCUCAGACUUUGGAGGCAGUCACGGAGGCGGUUUUGGAGGAGACAGCUACACGAACGCCAUCGGGGCCGGCCACGGGGGAGGUCCGUACCACAAGAAGUGAGGAUCUUUAAGGAUCGGAGGAAGCCACCUAAGUCAUAGUCGUUCUUUUAGACUCAGUAUUUACUUUGUAGUUUAAGGGCAAUGGCUGCUAUCCAGCGAGAUGUGAACGAAAGUUCGAGAGAAAAUAAGAUGGCGGCCAUUACAAAACGAUUAAUAUUGUUGUUUGUAAAUAAGUUAUUGUUAUUGUUGUAAUAAUUAAACUAAUAUUUAAACGA